GAGCCCUCUACAGGGAUGUCAUGCAGGAGAACUAUGAGACGGUGGUCUUGCUGGGGUUUCCAAUUUCCAAACCUGAUAUGAUCUUGCAACUGGAACGAGGGGAAGAGCCAUGGGUUCCAGACCUCCACGACUCUCAGAAAAAAGUGCUCCCGGGAGCUGCCUUCACAGGGAGUGACCUAUAUCUGGAUUCUCUCUGUAUCCCAUCAGAUGUUGGGAUGGUGUGUGAGAACAAGGCGAAACCCCAUCAGGAAGAUGCGGAGCAAGUAGAAUACCAUGGGAUGUUAUUAGGAAGAUCCAAAGGGAAUGAUUCUGGGAGUUAUGCACUCCCAGAAAAAGCAAAAGCCUGUGAGAAUCGACAUAGGCCAGAGGAAAACUUCAGUAGCCACUCAGACCUUAUAACAUGCGAGAGAAUCAACUUGAAAAAGACACGCUACACAUGCCAUGAGUGUGGGAAAAGCUUCAUUGGUAGUUCAGCUCUCAUCUUACAUCAGCGAAUCCAUGCAGGAGAGAAGCCCUACGCAUGCUCUGAGUGCGGGAAAAGCUUCAAUCAGAGCUCUGCCCUGAUUGCACAUCAGAUUAUUCAUACGGAUGAGAAACCUUAUGGAUGCUCUGAGUGUGGAAAACGCUUCAAUUGGAGCUCACACCUUAUCAGUCAUAGGAGAAUCCACACGGGUGAGAAACCUUAUGCAUGCUCUCAGUGUGAGAAACGCUUCAGUGCUAGUUCAGCCCUCAUCUCACAUCAGCGAAUCCACACGGGAGAGACGCCCUACACAUGCUCUGAGUGCGGGAAAAGCUUCAAUCAGCGCUCUGCCCUGGUCAGCCAUCAGAGAAUCCACACAGGAGAGUGGGAAUAG
This is a messenger RNA of Mauremys reevesii (Reeves's turtle), 854 nucleotides long. Its product is annotated as zinc finger protein 383-like. The record is from RefSeq and is a predicted model, not a curated record. Lineage: Eukaryota; Metazoa; Chordata; Testudines; Geoemydidae. Gene Ontology annotation, biological process: negative regulation of transcription by RNA polymerase II. Gene Ontology annotation, molecular function: DNA-binding transcription repressor activity, RNA polymerase II-specific. The transcript is spliced from 4 exons. The coding region runs from base 21 to 854 and encodes 277 amino acids.